Molecule: messenger RNA, 6066 nt
Organism: Dermochelys coriacea (leatherback sea turtle)
Lineage: Eukaryota; Metazoa; Chordata; Testudines; Dermochelyidae
Gene: PPEF1
Product: protein phosphatase with EF-hand domain 1
Exons: 17
Coding region: 877-2955 (692 amino acids)
Biological process (GO): detection of stimulus involved in sensory perception
Cellular component (GO): nucleus; cytosol
Molecular function (GO): iron ion binding; calcium ion binding; protein binding
Source: RefSeq, a predicted model, not a curated record
GUCAUCUGGCAAAGAGUUUCCCAAGUUGACUGUGUGAAGAAAUACUUCCAUUUCUUUGUUUUAAACCUGUUGCCUAUUAAAAAUAAAGUCAGAGGUUUUGGUUUCACUGGGGCUUGAACCCAGGGUUUUCUACAUGUAAAGCAGAUAGGCUAACCGCUACACCCUGCAUACUAUUGUAAUAAUCUUUGUACAAAAUAUGCCUUUUGAGGUAUCAUCAGAAAACUAACAACUCACUGGUCAAUAACAUUGUGAUGAAAUAUGUGUAGCACCAUUAUAGGUAAAGUUAUAAACAGAAGCUGAAAUUAGGUCUGAAAUGUGUUUUACCAGUCAUGUCUGAGUAAACCAGUUUUUCGGAGACAAGCUGAUGUCUCUAGCCAGGUGUCAUCAAAGCUGAUGACAAUCACCUGUCAAAUGACCAUUCUUUGGGAAGUAAGAGGGGCAGGGACAAACUGAUCUGCAUUUUAGCAAACAACAGCAUGGAACUUCUUUCACCUCCAGCCUCCUAGUCUACAUCCUCACAGCAGAAAUUAACUUUGUCUAGGGAUAAUCCUCAGGAAAAUGCAUUUCAAGGGAGGACUGGACUAUAAAGGCAGAAGCAAAAAAUAACCCUAGGUAUCACUUCCUAUGUAUCUCUCUUUUCUUUUUCACCUAAGACAACAAAGGAAACAGCCAUUUGACUCUGGGAGAGAUCCUGACCUGAAAUUUGGUCAGCCCUGUUGCUGGGGGCAUGAGAGCUAAUAACAGGAGUGAAUCAGCUUGGGGUGGUUCAUUGCAUCAUAAGUGGAACAUAAAGGAAAUGUCUGUAACAUGGUUGGAUGAGAAAAACCCAUUGCCUAUGAAGAGAAAUUAAAUUGAUGGACAGUCUGUACUAGAGCCAUGGGAUGUGGCACUUCUGUGACUGGGAAUCGGGCAAAAAAGUCAGAGAGAGCAAUUAAAGCAGCUAUCCUCAUUCAGAGUUGGUAUCGGUGUUACAUGGCCCGGUUGGAGAUGAGACGACAAUAUGCUCUUAGCAUCUUUCAGUCAAUUGAAUAUGCUGAAGAACAAGCUCAGCUACAGCUGUCCAGUUUUUUUACAUUCAUGCUGGAUCACUUUACUCAUCUCAACGGGACUGAUACAGGUUCGGAUGUACAGUUACUAGAAUAUGAGCGGACGAUAGAGGUCCCAGACUCCUACCAUGGACCUCGGCUGUCAUUUCCCCUGACUGUUGCAGACACUAAUUCACUUCUUCAUGCUUUCAAGGAUCAACAGCACCUUCAUGCCCGCUACGUCCUACAGCUGCUACAUGAAACCAAGAAAGUCCUUAAACAGAUGCCCAACAUCAUUCAUCUGUCGACCUCCUACUCCAAGGAGAUAACGAUCUGUGGUGAUUUGCAUGGAAAACUGGAUGAUCUUUUGCUGAUAUUCUACAAGAACGGCCUGCCUUCAGAAGAAAAACCUUACCUUUUUAAUGGAGAUUUUGUGGAUCGGGGGAAAAAUUCCAUUGAAAUACUUAUUAUCCUGUUUGCCUUUCUUCUUGUCUACCCCAACCAUUUACACUUGAACAGAGGGAACCAUGAAGACCAUAUCAUGAAUCUGAGAUAUGGCUUCACAAAAGAAGUUAUGAAGAAGUACCGGUCCCAUGGCAAACAAAUUUUAAAUCUUCUGCAAGAUGUUUAUAGCUGGCUUCCCCUUGCCACUGUAAUUGACAGCAAAGUACUAAUUGUACAUGGAGGAAUAUCAGACACCACUGAUUUGGAUUUCCUGAAUUUAUUUAGGAGAAAUAAGAUGAAGUCUGUGCUAAGACCACCGAAAUCAAGCACAGAGAGAAACCAUGACCCGGAAAGAACUGACUUCGUAGAGUACUCUCCUAUAAUAAGAGUCAAGAGAUGCCUUCCUGGACAGGAUAUUGAUGUCAAAGGAAUGACCAGGCCUUCAUCAUCUAGCCAUAGAAGACGAUACACCGGUGAUCUAUUGGAUGUUGGGGAGCACAGGUGGCUGCUUCAUGAUGGUGCUAACUCUGGCCCGCUCCUAGAGGCACAGUAUCUAGAGUCCGGUGUUCACAUGCCGAGCGUGCCUUCAGAAUUAACAGCAAAGGAAUGGAAACAAGUGGCUGAUAUUCUUUGGAGUGAUCCAAAAAACCAAAAUGGCUGCACACCAAACAAAUUUCGAGGAGGUGGUUGCUACUUUGGGCCCGAUGUUACUGCCAGGCUGCUUAAACGGUAUAACCUGAAGAUGCUGAUCAGGUCUCAUGAAUGUAAACAAGAAGGUUAUGAGAUCAGUCAUGAUGGGCAGGUUAUCACUAUUUUUUCUGCCUCUAACUACUAUGAAGAUGGCAGCAACCGUGGUGCUUAUCUCAAACUGAAUCCUGAUUUGAUACCUCGCUUUGUGCAGUAUCAAGUCAGUAAAUGCACACGCAAACAGACUCUACACCAGAGGGUGAAUGUAGUUGAAUGGUCUGCAUUAAAGUCAUUACGAGAGAAACUUUACUCCCGGAGAUCAGAACUCAUUGCAGCUUUCAGACAGUACGACCCAAAUGACACAGGAAGAAUUUCUGCCACUGAAUGGGCCUCAGCAGUGGAAUCUGUUUUACAUCUGGAUCUCCCGUGGAGGACUCUGCGUUCUCGGUUGGUGCAGCUUGCUCCAGAUGGAAGUGUCGAGUAUCUUUCAUGUUUUAAUAAUUUAGAAAUAGAGCCAGCUAUAAAAGAGGUUCAACCAGGUUUGGUGGAAACCCUGUACAGAUACAGAACUGAUUUGGAGAUAAUCUUUAACAUCAUUGACAAAGAUCAUUCAGGUCUGAUCUCCAUUGACGAAUUUCGCCAGACAUGGAAGCUCUUCAAUUCUCAUCUCAAAAUCGACAUAGAUGAUGAAUCCAUUAACAACCUAGCCCGCAGCAUUGACUUCAACAAAGAUGGCAGCAUUGACUUCAAUGAAUUUUUAGAGGCCUUUCAUGUGGUUAAUAAAUUUGAAAACAAGUAGAACCAGUGAAGAAGCAGAAUUCAUUUCAGAAGUUCUUGUCAGGAGCUUGCAUGUUUGCUGGUGAUAUUAUGCUGCACUGAGAAACAUAAUGCCUGUCUGAGAAAGAAGGAACUGCUUGUUCUGAUAAGGCAGCAUGGUAAACAUAUGAGGUGGAGAACCAGAAGCAUUGUGCUGUUUGGGGAAGUCAUUGCUCAGCCACUUGUAAACUGUGGACAGUUGCUACACUGGAGGAUAUUAAUGAUGAGAGAGAGAGAGAGAAGAGGUGAAAAACUUCAACUGUCUUCUUAUGGGGUGGUUGCCUGAUGAUAGAGCAGGACAAGGCCAUAUUAGCAACUUGUUUGAUUCCAGUCCUUGUUUCUUUAUCACCUGACCAUUGGGAAUUUGAUCACUGCCCGUGUAGCUCCUUUAACCUUGUGGGAAGUUAAGGUGAACUUCUUUGUGUGGCUCAACAACAGUCCUCACAGAUGAGAAGAAUUGAUGUACUCUGAAGGAAGUCCUUUCUGGUCCUCCUUGAUUGAUCAGAUGGUGCUUCCAAUGAGGGAUCUGAUAGGGAAAAGUAGAGAGAUCCUUUGGACCAGCUAUUCCUAAGGUUGAAAACUGAGAGGAGAAACACUCAUCUACAGAAAUUAUUCUACAUUUAAACUAGUAUUUUGCAUGAUGCUAAUAAAUUAAUAAUUUCAGCGGACUACUACCUCUUUUACUAUUGUUUACAUACAUAGCCUAUUAUUUAAAGACAAAGUGUUUGCUAGUUACUGAUUCCCCCCCUGUGCUAGGAUAGUUAAUGAACAUUCUUUUGAAAAGCCUGCCCUUAUGGUUUUUUUUUCUGAAUAGGUCUCAUUAUGAUAAGAAUGGAGAUCUGUUAAGUUUAAACUCAAAAUACAUGUUACUGUCUUGAAUGGGCAUAAAUAUGUGAUCAAUAACAGAAUAAAAAUAUUAGCUUUCAAAGCAAUUAAAAAGGUGGUGGUAUAUUAUCCUGCCUCACUGGUCUUGGUCUUAUAUGGAUCAUAAUAGAACGUUGAUUUCCUCCAUAAAUAACUUGGGCAUUUUAUUAAAGAGGAAUUGACUAAGAAAAUGAUGGUAAUAAGGAAGCUUGGUGCCACUGUGCAUGAGAAGCUUCAACAUAGCAAAGAAAAAGUUCUUGGACUUGAACAUCAUAUGGAAUGGCUACAUGGAACUCGGCCGUACAAGGGGUUUAGAUUCCAAGAAAGCAAUGUGUGAGAUAUUAAGAAAAUUGCUGAGCUUGAUGCAGUGGGAGGAAGUAUCUAAAUUUAUGUGUGGAGCAAUACUGGAACAUUGUGUGCCAUCAUAAAUUGCAACAAAUGACACUUCCUCUGAAAGAGAAUGAAAGAAAGAAAGAAUAAUAGGUGGCCAGUGUCACUCUAGAAGGGACUGCUUAGUGAUAUUAGGGUUAACAGAAGAAGCAGUAUUUGUGUGUACAGAGAAUUAGCUUGCAAAAAAGCAGAAUCAACUAGUCUGAUAUAAAGGGGAUAAGUAGAGUAAUAAAGGCCUAUAGGUGAGCUUGUGAAGUAUUACUUUAACAACAAAAUGUUCUGGCCAUUGGGGCCUAAUCCCACUCUCACUGAAGUCUAAGAAUAUUUUUCCAUUGGAAGGAUCAGUCCCAGUUAGAAGCACUGAAGACUUUGUGUAAGUACUGCAUGCAAAGGUAUCAGUAAGAAGCAUGUGUGGAUGACACUCAUCUCAGGUUUGAAGGCAGUGAACUCAAUUAUUUUUCAAGCAUGGAGAACAAGGAAGGUACCCCAGGACUGGAAAAAAUAACUGUGGUUAUUUAAAUAACACUCAAAAACAGAACGGGAGGGAAAUGAUCUUCCAGAUAUCUUCCUUACUUUUCAGUUGUAAUUGAGGUAAAAUAUGCUUGUACUGUAGAUUUGCAUUUAUAUAUUUUGACUGUUUUAGGUGAUUUGACAAUUCAGACUUUGAAUUGUCUACUCACAUUAAUAAGCUAGUACUAUACUAGGCCUAAAACAGUACUUGUUAUCCAAGCAAAACUCCCAUUAUUUGUAAUGGGAAUUUUGCUUGAGACAGAAGUACAGGAUCUAGGUGUCUUCUUUUUCAUUGACUUCAACAAACUUCGUAUCAUGCCCAUAGUGUUUAGAUACUUUGGUGCUUCUGGCGGGGGUCAGAAAGGGGUUAAAAGCAGCCCAGGGAGGUUGCUUGGGUAGUCAGCCACAAGUGUGGUUGCACCCAAUUAUGGAACAGCUGGCCCUGAUAAAAGGGCAGGCUGAGAGAGUGGGAGAGACUCUUGCUCCAGCUGAGGAGUAGAGAGGACCAGGCUGCCUGGGAAAGCAAGCAGGAUACCUGAGGCAGAGCAGGGCUGGGGAAGAGCAGGCAGAGCUGAGGAGCUCUGGCCCGGUGAGUCCCCAGGUUGAGGCUUUGCUAAAGGCCAGGGGAGGUAUUAGGGCUGCAAGGAGGCAGCUGCGGUUAGAAAGGCAGCAGGUCCAACUCCCUUGCCAGUGAUGAGUGGCCAUUAUGGACUGCAGUUUGCCCCUGAGUGAAGGGGCUAGAGGAUGAAUGGCAGUAGCCACUGAGGCAAGAUGGGUAAAGGGGGUUGGGGUUCCCCUGGGAGGGGAGACCCAGAGUGUGGGGGCACUGCUGUGGGGCAGUACUCCAAGAUAAGGGGUACCAGGGUCCAGGAGGGAUGCAGGACCUGAAGUGCUACAAGUGGUCGAGAUUUACAGAAAGCAGGUACUGGUAGGAAGACGCCAGCCAGCAGGAGGUGCUCCGAAGCUGGAAUUGAGCUAAUUCCUGGACGACCAGCAGGAGGCGCUGUGCCAGUGAGUCGGCACUUUGCUACAGUGCUGAUCUAACUAUAGUAGAUACAUUGAGCUCUUUUCUUUUUUGAAACUGUUAAAAUUGACUACCUCCUGUCUCAAAAAUGCAAACUCACUUGUAAGAAAUAUAGGAAGGCGCAUUUUAUGGAAAAAAAGCCUUUAAAAUUAAAAAAAGUGACAAUCCCAAAUAGAAAUGUGUGGCUUUUAUUUUUCCCUCAUUUUCUUAUUCAAGGGGUGACCAAGAACAGCAGAAUUACUUUGACUAUUGUGUGUCUUUAGAAGAUUCUGCUUUAUAGAGAAUGAAGAUGUUUUUGAUAAUGCA